Nestor notabilis (Kea) is the source of this 2653-nucleotide messenger RNA. Its product is annotated as echinoderm microtubule-associated protein-like 4. Gene Ontology annotation, molecular function: microtubule binding. Gene Ontology annotation, biological process: microtubule cytoskeleton organization. Gene Ontology annotation, cellular component: mitotic spindle. NCBI's taxonomy places the organism in Eukaryota, Metazoa, Chordata, Aves, Psittaciformes, Psittacidae. The record is from RefSeq and is a predicted model, not a curated record.
CUCCGUGCUUAUACCUUUCGUGCUUACUUCUUGUGUAAACUUGCCACACGAUUAAUCCUCUUCUUUGUUUCUACAGAGGGAGAAUAUAUCAAGAUGUUCAUGCGAGGUCGACCAAUCACAAUGUUCAUUCCUUCAGAUGUAGAAAACUAUGAUGAUAUUAGGACAGAGCUGCCUCCUGAGAAGUUAAAACUGGAGUGGGUAUAUGGGUAUCGUGGAAGAGACUGUCGAGCCAACGUUUACCUCCUCCCUACCGGAGAAAUCGUGUAUUUCAUAGCAUCAGCAGUGGUACUAUUUAACUACGAGGAGAGAACUCAGCGACACUACUUGGGUCACACAGACUGUGUUAAAUGUCUUGCAGUUCAUCCAGACAAAAUUAGAAUUGCAACAGGACAGUUAGCUGGAGUGGAUAAAGAUGGAAGGCCUCUGCAGCCCCAUGUUAGGGUUUGGGACUCGGUGAGCCUGGUGACACUGCAGGUUAUCGGCCUCGGCACCUUUGAGCGUGGAGUGGGGUGUUUGGAUUUUUCCAAAGCGGAUUCUGGUACUCAUCUGUGUGUAAUCGAUGACUCUAAUGAGCACAUGCUCACUGUGUGGGAUUGGCAGAGGAAAUCAAAAAUAGCAGAAAUCAAGACUACAAAUGAAGUUGUUCUUGCUGUAGAAUUCCAUCCAACUGAUGCAAAUACCAUAAUAACAUGUGGCAAAUCUCAUAUAUUUUUCUGGACCUGGAGUGGCAAUUCAUUAUCAAGGAAGCAAGGGAUAUUUGGGAAAUAUGAAAAACCCAAAUUUGUCCAGUGUUUAGCUUUUUUGGGAAAUGGUGAUGUGCUCACUGGAGACUCAGGUGGGAUUAUACUUAUAUGGGGCAAAACUACUGUAGAAUCUACUCCAGGAAAAGGACCUAAAGGAGUAUAUCAGAUAAGCAGACAAAUCAAAGCUCACGAUGGCAGUGUGUUCACACUCUGUCAAAUGAGGAAUGGGAUGCUGCUAACUGGAGGUGGGAAAGACCGGAAGAUCAUCCUGUGGGAUCAUGAUUUGAAUCCCGAAAGGGAAAUUGAGGUUCCUGACCAGUAUGGAACCAUCAGAGCAGUAGCAGAAGGAAAAGCAGAUCAGUUUCUAGUGGGUACUUCACGAAACUUUGUUUUGCGGGGCACAUACAACGAUGGUUUCCUGGUAGAGGUACAGGGACAUACAGAUGAACUCUGGGGACUGGCAUCGCAUCCUUUCAAAGACCUGUUUUUAACAUGUGCUCAAGAUAGGCAAGUUUGUAUGUGGAAUUCUGUGGACCACACACUGGAAUGGACCAGGCUGCUAGAUGAACCAGGGCACUGUGCUGACUUCCAUCCCAGCGGAGCAGUGGUCGCAAUAGGAACGCACUCGGGCAGGUGGUUUGUUCUGGAUGCGGAAACGAGGGAUCUGGUUUCAAUACACACUGAUGGCAAUGAGCAGCUCUCGGUGAUGCGCUACUCAGUAGAUGGCACCUUACUUGCAGUUGGAUCCCACGACAACUUCAUUUACCUCUACGUAGUAACAGAAAAUGGAAGAAAGUAUAGCAGAUACGGAAAAUGCACUGGACAUUCCAGCUAUAUUACACACCUUGACUGGUCCCCAGACAACAAGUAUAUAAUGUCAAACUCAGGAGACUAUGAAAUACUAUACUGGGACAUUCCAAGUGGCUGUAAGCUAAUCAGGAAUCGUUCUGACUGUAAGGAUAUAGAUUGGACAACAUACACUUGUGUGCUAGGCUUCCAGGUGUUUGGAGUUUGGCCUGAGGGGUCAGAUGGGACAGACAUCAACGCCCUUGUCAGAUCCCAUAACCGAAAAGUGAUAGCAGUUGCCGAUGAUUUUUGUAAGGUCCAUCUCUUUCAGUAUCCCUGUUCCAAGCCAAAGGCUCCAAGUCACAAAUACAGUGCUCACAGUAGUCAUGUGACAAAUGUCAGCUUCACCCAUAGCGACUGUCACUUGAUUUCAACUGGAGGGAAAGACAUGAGUAUUAUCCAGUGGAAACUCGUGGAGAAGGUCACUCUACCACAAAAUGACAUUGUCGUAGACACUGGCGCAACCAAAGUGCCCAUCCCUGCCGGUGACGCUCCUCUGCCACAGCCUCUCAACGAAAUGAACCAAACCGAAAGCGUAACUGGCAGCUCCCCAGCUUCUUUGGAGAGCAACUUGGAGCAGUCUGCAGAGGCCAGUGAGGAGCAGAGCGAGGGGAGCAGCCUGGAUCCCACCGAGCCGGGUUACGAGGAGCGCUCCAAUGAGAUGAGCGAGGAGCACAGCGAGUCCACGGUCACUGAAGAGCAGCAGGAUAACUCACCGGUGUCUUAAUGCUCCCAGCUCAGGCAGUUGUGGUUUCCUUUGGUGUGUGUGCUUUCAUUACAGGGUGAGGGUUCAAUUAGGGAGAAGUAGCUGAGAUUCAUGACCACUCCAGCUUUUUGAGUUUCAGUGAGAUUUUUUUUAGUCUGAGCUUCAGUUCGAUGUGUGGAACCAUCCCAAGGGCCUGGCUUGAUGGUCUGUGUCAGGAUCCGGUCACAGUUAGUAGUGGACAUUACCACAGAUCCAUUUCAGUUCUGAAAUUGCUGUCAGGAAGUGGCAUGAAAUACAUACUGGAGAAAAAGGUUAGCUCUGAGAAUUAGCUCAAGUAGGCCACCUUAACUAUGUGAAA